Molecule: messenger RNA, 1320 nt
Organism: Babesia microti strain RI
Lineage: Eukaryota; Apicomplexa; Aconoidasida; Piroplasmida; Babesiidae
Product: Putative RNA methyltransferase slr0064
Exons: 9
Coding region: 1-1320 (439 amino acids)
Molecular function (GO): rRNA (guanine-N7-)-methyltransferase activity; rRNA (guanine-N2-)-methyltransferase activity
Source: RefSeq, a predicted model, not a curated record
AUGUUAAGGCAUGGCAGUUGUCUAUAUAGUGAAUUAGUGUCCACACAUUUGGAAAAAUAUCACAUGACUGAAUUGUUUAGGUGUUUUUCAACAGAUAAAUUGCUGGAAUACAGUGGGAUUUGUAAGCGUUAUCGUGCUUUGUGUUCUCCAGGCCUUGAAACAUAUCUGUCCAAGGAAACUAGAAAAAUUUCCAGCAAAGAACCCCUUAGAAUUAAUAAGGGAUCCGUGGAUUUUAUUGCAUCAAAUGAAGUUAUCUGGAAAUUUUUGCUUCAAACUAGGUUUUGUCAGAGUCUAUGGGUCUACUUGAUGGAUCCAUUUCAUGUGACGCACGAAAAGGAGUUUAUACGCAAGGUGGCAAACAGUGAUUGGAACCACUUAAUCAAAUUUGAUAUAAAUUCCAAUAUGCCAAAAAUAAAAGUCGCCUGCCAUAAUUCACGAUUGUCUCAUACGAAUAUGAUUAAACGGUGCAUUGUUGAGAUAAUUCACUCGCACAAAAUGAAUACGUUAAAUCUGCAUGGGGAUAAGAUCAGUCCUAAUGAUAAUUUAGAGCCAGCGCCAGCUCUAAAUUUAGAUGUAACAAUAACAAACAACACAUGCGAAAUCCUCGCAAAUGUAUCAGGAUGUUUAGAUUAUAGAAUCUAUUUAAAUAGUUGCGAAAAGUUGCCUAUACUACCUUCAAUUGCUUCAGCCAUUUCAACACAUAUAUUGGAUACCACUACCAGCGACCUAUCUCAUGUUACAAUAUGGGAUCCCUUUUGCAAUAACGGAGUGAUGCUACUGGAGCUACAUAGUUUGUUAUGUGGCAUACCAAAUGGAUCUCCCAAUAUCGAAUAUCCAUUAAAAAUGUUACCUUACAAUGAUGAAUACACCAUGAAUAAGGCACUUAACAGUCUAAACAUUGAACCCAUGGAUCUAGGAGUUUCCCUAUUAGGCAGUGAUUCCGAUACUAACAAUGUUCAAAUUGCCAGCAAGCAUUUGUUGGAAUUUGAAAAGAGUAGUCCCAAAUCCAACUUAAUAGGUAUAACUACCUCACAUGACAUUAAAUUUGUGACUGAUAACUACAAGGACAUUAUGGACAAAUUGGGUAAGACAAUUAUUUUGAGCAAUUUUCUAUAUGGUAACAAGAAGUCUGAACACCUAAUACUCGAGGCAUAUAAGUUACUAAAUGAUAUAAUAAGCAUUAGAAAUGAUUGGCUUGACGUAUACCUAGUAUCUGGUCGUGCAUCAUUCCGGAGGCACCUGAAGUUUGAUUGGAACAAAGAACUAAGCUUUAACAACCAAGGGAUAAAAUGUGAACUUUUGCGUCUUUCAAAAGUCUAA